AAUGAAAUUCUAAAUUAUUCAUAACUUUAUAAAGAAAUAAUAAUAAUUUUCAAAUAUCUAUAAAAUUAUUAUGGAGAAAAUAAAAAUAUUAUUCCAAUUCAUCUUUCAUAUACAACGCUGUUGUGUAAAUAUUCGCUCUCUCAAAACGCCAACAUCCAAUUCGUAUAUUUUGCAGCAACAAAAAUGUAAACAAACAAAAAUUUUUUCGUCGAAAGAGAACGCAGGCGCAGUGAAUACAAAUCUUCUUCCUUUGUGUUGUUUCUCCAAUUUGACGUUUUUCAUUCUGGCUCCAAUACACAACGACCGACUUCAUUGUAUGUAAUUGAAAAUAGCGCAAAUUCAGUGGAGCAGCAUAGCAGAGAAGUCAAAUUGAUUGUGCCAGUGGUAUACGUGGAGGACAGAUCAAUCGUUUUUGGCUAGAGCCAAGUUAGGAAGUUGCAAGUAUGCUGAAUUUUUUCAAAGACGUAAUGGCUCCAACAACGCGUAGCGUGAAAUCUGAAGACAAUAAAGAUGGUGGUGUUUGCGGUAAAAUUGGAAUCACAGAAAAUUGUGCACAAAAACCCACUGCACCGCCACAAAUCAAAGGCUACAAAAUAACAGACAACGAACGUACUAAAAAAUACGGCAUUGGUGCAAAUUCACUACAGAUACUAAAGGACAAGGCGAAAUUAAAGUUUCCUAUUAAAGACUUAAGGUUGUAUAUUUCUACUGAUGGCUUUGAAGUAUCGGACGAAGAUUACUUUCAAACAUUGGCAGCUCAAACGCUUUUCAUUGUGGCUGGACCGGAUGAGAUCAUAACAACAGAUGCCGACUUUGAAUUCGAAAAACUGCGUCAAAACUCACCCUUACUCCGUGUUGCCGAUAUCAUAUAUGAAUUCAUUGAACAAAACCCCGAACAAUUUCGCAAAAUGAUUACAGAUUAUGAAAAUCGUAAAAUCUGUCGUCAACAAGCGCUCGAAAGCAAUAAACAGGCAUUACAUAGUAAAACCGAGCUAAGUCUGCGUACGCAACAUAGCGAAUGGUUUGAGGGACAAGAGGAACGUUGCAAUUCCAAGGAGGAGGCCAUGGCACGGCGUGCACAAGAUCGCAUGCGUAGCUACUACUACAAAACGAAGGAGGAACUAACACGCAAUAAACUGUAUCGUCAAAAUCUAAAAGCACGCCACACAAUCGAUGCUGUCUUAGAGCAAUUUCGUUAUCUGCUAAUCGGUUGUGAUUACUUCUCCAUGCUGUUCGAUCGCAAGUGUCCGAAAAAACAUGCACUACUGCAACAACAACUCGACGAUGAAACAGAUGCCAGCGCAAUGCUGCCAAAUAAGCGCCUGCGUCAGGUCAUCAAAGAGUAUACAGCACGCCAUCAAAUACUGGACGAAUGGUCGGUGUCACUCUGCACUGAGCUUGGCGAUUUCUACUGUCAAGGCAGCUACUCGGAUAACGGUAAUUGUUGCACGCUCAAGCACACCAUCAAUCCAUAUGCAUCGCGUGAAAAUCUCAUACUCUUCCAAGUGUGGAAUUUAGAUCAUCAAAUAGAGUUGGCACGUUCCAUAUUGCCGGCGUUAAUUGAGAAUGUGCGCGAACUAGUGGAGCAGCCGCAACGCAAGUGCAAACUACAUAAUAAGCGCGUUAUUGAUAUUUCUGUGUUAGAGUACUUUUUGGAAAUAUUCUCGUUGAAAAAUUUAAAAUUAGUGCACAUUGUGUGUCAUGACAAAACGCAGCGCGCAAAUAAAUCCAAUGGACGGCUGGUGUGUGCGCAAUGUCAUGAAUAUAAAAUCGUGCAAGAAUUAAUGGGUGUUAAGCAGCAGGAUGAAGUGGAUGCCGCAAGUUAAAGAAUUUACAAGAUUAAUGUGCGUGUUUAAAGGUAUGAAGUGUUUUAUUUAAUAAAAGUAGUGUCAGUGUAGAAAAUUUGAGAGUGGCCAAAUCAGCAUGUUUGACGUGAAAUUAAUAUUUUCUUCUAUGCUUUCACAGCAACUUGCGGUACUUUUCUAUAAAAAAAGUUUGCAUAUAAAAUGAACUGUAAAAACUUAGCUUCCAAUUCUGUCUUAUUACUUAAAUAACUUAAACUACUUACUGACUAAGUCAAAUUUGCUAGUAAAUUCUAACCUAUACAUUUUCAAAAACUGAUUUAGAAAUAAAUUAUUGUACGCUUGAGUGCAAUUAAGCGUAUAUUAAACUCUAAUAAACUGGCAAUAGUUAAAAAACAUAAAUAUAUAUUAUAAAUAAAUAAUAAAUUAAAGUUACUAAAGAUUAAAAGCCAAUUAAAAAUAAAAUAAAAAAUAAUUAAUAUAAACGAAUAUAUACUACUAUAAACUACAGCAUACAAUAUUCAUAUGUACAAAUAUAUACAAAAAAAAAAUAAAUAAUAUAUAAAGUAUACUAACACAAACAUAUAUUUUAAAGUAAUCUAAAAGUCUACCAAAAGCUAAAUGCUAUACUGCGUAAUAUAUUUACAAUAUUAUAAUGGAAAAAACUGCUAAAAGUUUUGUGCUUGACAACUACCAAACGUAUUUACAAAUAUCCGUACCAAAUUACGUGCUGCAGUUAACAAAAAAUCUAAAAUUAAGCAAUGAUCUCUGCAACAACAAUAGCAAAUGCAACUGAAUAUAUGUAUAUAAAUAUAUAAAUUACUGUUUAGUAUAUACAUACAUAUAACUUACUAUAAAAAUAGACUUACUAUAAAAAUAGACUUACUAUAAAAUAAUAUGCUGAAAUGUAGCUUGUUGCGUAGUUGAUAUAUUAAAUGCGUAAAUUAUAACGCUUUAUAGCUUUUAAACACACAUUAGCAUAUAUAUUUACAAAAUUAUUGUUGUUAUAGUAAUGCUAUAUACUAUGUAUUGUUGCUAUGUAGUCGCCAUAUUCUACUAUGUAGUAGUGUUAUUGUUAUAGUUGUAAUUCUAGUUGAGACUUUCGUAGAGUAGUUGCUGUCAAUAAUAUGCUUGCUGAAAGCGCAAUUAAUGAGUACGAUAAUAGUAAUAAUUUACAAAAAAUUAAAGAAAAAAAAAAACAAAAGUAACUCUAUUGAAUAUAGAACUUUUAAAAUUGUUGAAAGAAACAGGCUGGACCUGCUAAAAAGGGGAAAAUAUAUAUAUAUAAUCAUUCAAAUUUGAACAUAACCUAUAAAUUGUGGAUAACGAUACAUAUAACUGAGCUCAAAAUUUAAAUAAUUUCAUAAGUUGGAACAUAACCUAUAAAUUGUGGAUAACGAUACAUAUAACUGAGCUCAAAAUUUAAAUAAUUUAAUUAAUUUGAACAUAACCUAUAAUUUGUAGAUAACAAUAUAUAAAACUCAAUUUCAAAUUUAAAUAAUUUGAGCCAUAAAAUUGUCUGAAUUUUAUAAAUAUUCCUUCCUCGUUGCCAAUUGAAAAUAUUUCCAUUUACAUUUUAAGGUUUGUUAUAGUAUUUGUUGUAAAAACUAAAAUAACUCUUACUACCCGUAACAAAUUUGUCUCAAAAAUAUAUUGUUGGAAUUCCCAGAAAUGCCAAAUGUAUAACUAUAUAUUCCAAAAAAUAGUAUAAUGAUUAAUUCUUACUAAAAUCAAAAUCUACAAAAAUUGCGAUCGAAUAAUCCAAUCCAAUAUAAUCACAGCACUGCAAAACUUAGCAUAUAUCUAGGCGCACUCAUUAAAAAGUUUAAAAUUUGAUUUGGUAAAUUCCAAAACUGUAUACAAUCCUGAAAAAUCUGAGAAACAUUAAACUAACUUUUUAGAAUGCAUCCUGUGUGUCCUAAAUACUUGCCGCUCUUUUUCGAAAAUUAAAAAAAAAAAUACUAUAUUUAAUUUGAAAAACUAGAAUUUUGAAUUUUUUAGUUAAAACAGGUUUUCAGUGGUCACCUAACAACUGGUUUCCUCAAGCAAACUACUUCAACUUAAAAAUGGUUUUUGAACUGGUUUCAAUACCUAUAACAAAGCAUGUAUAUGAAGGUGCCAAAAUCUUAUAAGAAGUUUGCACUAUUUAAGCAUUUAAUUUCAGCAAAAAAAUGUUUUAUUCGAACUAAACAAAUAAAAAAUAAAUUAUAUAAUUUUAAGCCUUUCAAUGCCUUUACUAACUAAGCAAAUUGAAUAAAAUUCUAAAAAAAAUAUAGUUUUAAAUAUUUUAAAUGAUUUUUUAAGCAAUUAAUUUACAGUUUAAUCAAAUUUUGAAAAAAAAAACUAUUUCUAUAUCUAAAUUAUAGUUUAAUCUGAACUAUAUUAUACAUAUAAUAUGUAAACUCAAGUUAACAAUAAACUGGAAAAAAAUAACUAA
This is a messenger RNA of Zeugodacus cucurbitae (melon fly), 4239 nucleotides long. It is a transcript of the gene Drep4, whose product is annotated as DNA fragmentation factor subunit beta. The transcript is spliced from 4 exons. Gene Ontology annotation, molecular function: DNA endonuclease activity. Gene Ontology annotation, biological process: apoptotic DNA fragmentation; apoptotic process. Gene Ontology annotation, cellular component: cytoplasm; nucleus. NCBI's taxonomy places the organism in Eukaryota, Metazoa, Arthropoda, Insecta, Diptera, Tephritidae. The record is from RefSeq and is a predicted model, not a curated record. The coding region runs from base 444 to 1826 and encodes 460 amino acids.